This is a messenger RNA of Ustilaginoidea virens, 486 nucleotides long. RefSeq lists its product as uncharacterized. The transcript has 3 exons. Gene Ontology annotation, cellular component: mitochondrion. The coding region runs from base 1 to 486 and encodes 161 amino acids. Gene Ontology annotation, molecular function: fatty acyl-CoA hydrolase activity. The record is from RefSeq and is a predicted model, not a curated record. NCBI's taxonomy places the organism in Eukaryota, Fungi, Ascomycota, Sordariomycetes, Hypocreales, Clavicipitaceae.
AUGCCUCCCCCCCUAGCCGACAGGAAAUCCCGGACAAGAGAGCACUACCCCUUCCUGCUGGACUACCGAACUAGAUGGAACGACAACGACAUGUACAACCACAUGAACAACUCCGUCUACGACUUCCUGUUCGACUCCGCCGUGAACGCGUACCUCCUGGAGCACUGCGGCCUCGACCCGCGCAGCGCGCCGCAGCACCCGGUGGUGGUGCGCACCAGCACGGACUACUGCGCGCCCAUUGCGUACCCCGCCGUGGCCGAGGUCGGCGUCCGCGUGGCCAGGCUGGGCCGCUCGAGCGUCGCCUUCGAGCUGGGGCUGUUUGAGCAGGGCGUCGGGGGCGUCAAGGCCGUGUGCGAUUUUGUGCACGUCUUUGUGGACAGGGCGACGGGGCGGCCGGCCGCGGCGGGCAUGGCGCCGCAUGUGCGGAGGGGCUUGGAGAAGCUGUGCCGGGGGGAGGAGGCGGCUGAUGGCCGGAGCAGGCUGUGA